This is a messenger RNA of Aspergillus fijiensis CBS 313.89, 2388 nucleotides long. RefSeq names its product alkaline phosphatase-like protein. The transcript is spliced from 6 exons. Lineage: Eukaryota; Fungi; Ascomycota; Eurotiomycetes; Eurotiales; Aspergillaceae. The record is from RefSeq and is a predicted model, not a curated record. Gene Ontology annotation, biological process: GPI anchor biosynthetic process. The annotation marks the transcript as partial. Gene Ontology annotation, cellular component: endoplasmic reticulum membrane.
CUCCUCCUCGCUAAUGGACUGAUAAUUGCGUCUGCUAUUGUGUUCACCAUGGGCUUUUUCCGGCCGAUGCCCCCCUCAUCGGCAAGAAAAGCACCGCCAGACAGGCGCCCUUUUGCCCAAAAAGCCCCCUUCGAGAAAGUGGUGUUUUUGAUGAUUGAUGCGCUCCGCAGUCUGAUCCGCUCCGGCGCAGCCAUGCCUUUUACCAUGAAAACGGGCUCGCCAAGUCUGACUAGAGCAUGUAUAAAGGCGAUGACUGUGGGCUCAGCCUCCAUGUUUUUGGACGUCUUUCACAACGCUGAUGAUGGACCCGGCACGCCCGAAUCUAUGGAUACGUGGUUAGCGCACCUGAAAGUUGCUGGAAGGGGAAGCCUACUCUUCUACGGCGACGACACGUGGGUGCAGCUUUUUCCCGAGGUCUUUGACCGAGGAUGUCCUAUCUCGCCGUUAUUCGUCCCAGACAUUGAUUCACCAGACCUGAACGUGUCCGCCAAUGCCAUGAUGGAGCUUCAGCGCGAUGACUGGAGCGCACUGGUCCUCCACUUUCCCGGCAUCGACCACGUCGGGCAUAUGGGUGGCGCGGACAGUGAAUUCAUGGCACCCAAGCAACGUCAGAUGGAUGCUAUCAUUCGAGAGACCUAUGAAGCUCUCGAGGCGGAGGCACAUCUGAAAUCGACACUUUUCGUGGUUGGAGGCGACCAUGGGAUGGAUCGGUGGGGGGGUCAUGGCGGUGCAUCGGACCCUGAAGUCUCGGCCGCGAUGAUGUUCAUCUCGCCACAUUUCAAGUCGCUCAAUCGAAGCUAUGAGUCUCCUGCAGUACCCACCGCUGGCACCUUUGACUACUACACUGUCAUGCAGCAGGUCGAUAUUGUACCUACCAUGGCAGGGUUGCUGGGUGUUCCUAUACCUUCCGCUAGCAUUGGGGUCUUCAUUCCCCAACUUCUUGAACUGUGGAGGGAUUCCACGGAUCAAGUCAAUCUUGUUCUUGAGAAUCUCGAGCAUCUUCGAGCGUUAUCUUGCGAACCUUAUACCGGGAUGGCUGCAUGCGAGAUCGACCUUGACUGGCAUGGUGUACCACAUGAGUCUCUCAGUGAAAGGAGCCUAGGAGAGCUUUCUCUGAUGAGCAAAGAGCUUCAGAAUAAACUAAAAGAUGCGACGGCCGGAAACAUGCACGUGCCUCUUCUUCACUAUGCCAUUGCAAUUGCCGUGAUCGCACUUCUACUUGCCGGGGUUACUUGCAAGUCAAUUCCUCCGCUGAGCAACAACUUCUUGGGCUUGAACCUCUUUCAACUUGUCCACGGCCUUACUUUACUCUUCCCAUUCCUCGUGGAGAAAGAGCAUCUCUUUUGGUUCUGGGGUUCUACCGUAUGGAUGGGCUGGGUAAUCUUCACUACCGGCCGCUCUUCCUACAUACUAGGCCUCGGUAAUUGCACCCCCCUUUUCUUGCACAUACUGUCGCAGCGGUGGAAUAUCCAUGAUCGGGACACAGCCGAGAAGAUAUACAGCAUUCAAAAUCUCUUCGACGGACGUCCCCUUUGUCUUUGGUUUCUGAUUGCAGUGACCCUUCUCCACACCUCCUACACAUUCACAGUGCACCGUAGGAGGAAUGUGGCUCGUGACGCUCAAGAAAAACCACUUCUUGUAUUCGCUCACCGAGCAAUACUCCUGCCCGUUUUUUUGUUCAAGUUCGCCUCUGCAGCCCGGGCUGGCCCAGGUCUCAUUGAUCGCGCCCCUGAAUGGCUGCAGGUCAUUAUUCUGGAGCAGCUUCCCCUUACGCGGAUGGCUCAAUUUAUCUUUGUGUAUCUAGCUAUAGGGGGCGGCUACGUGAUCCUGCGCUCUUCGACCGAACUCCCCGCUCUACUUGAAGUCCUGAACCUAUACUUGUUCAUGCAGACUAUCCCCGGCAAUAUCCCGCUUCUUCUGAUCUACCGCAUUCAGCUCGAGUGGAUCGUGUCUUCGGCCGCAAACCUCAGCGCCUUUCAAGUUUGCUUCUCCAUCGUCCUGUUCAUCCACAGCGCAUUCUUCGCCUGCGGCAACGCGAACACGAUCGCCGCGCUCCGAUACACCGAGGGUUUCAAUGGACUUCAAGCCCACCACUGGCUGCUCAGUCCCGUGCAUACCUUCUGCAGCAAUUACGCUGGUCCGAUCUGGUGGAGCGGGAAUGGAUUACAACUGCUGGGCGCGACCGGGCAGGGAGAACGCGGUGGUCGUAGUGGCUUUUGCGAGCACCUGGGGCUUCGGACAGUCUUCGUGGCGUAUGGUCUUGUUGGCGCGAUGGGAGCAUGCUACCUGCUUAGGGGGGAGGCCGUCGUUUGGACCGUCAUGGCGCCCAAAUUCCUGUAUACGGUUUUGUGGACGGUGCCCUUUCAUCUGCUGUUCAAUAUGGCCAUG